AUGAACAACUCAAGAGCAGACAGUAAGUGGAUUAGGGAUGGAUCUAAGUAAUUUAUUUCUGUUUAGAUGAAAUAUUUCCUCUUUCUCCCCGUUAGCACCCCUCCUUUAAGUCCUACUUUGAACCAUAAUCAAGGUUUUACCGUGAAUCCACCUGAGUGAGCUACAAUGAGCUAUUUUCUACCAAAAUGGCUAUAAAGUUUGCUUUGUUUUUCUCUACAUCUAGGUUUCCACCAACAUGACUGGAAUGUUACAGUUGUGAGAGUCAGCUCCACAGAGAUGGAAGUGAGUUGGUCUCAGCUGAAUACUUACCACUCAAAUUCUUCCUACAUAUACGGUUAUGUUGCUGCCUUACACAUGAUGAGGAGUGGUAUUGGUGACAUACUUUUGCUGAAUGUGACAAAUGCUCCUUCCGCGAAUAGAAGUUUCUCCUUCCUGAGUACGGUGGUGAGUGGUCUUAGACCUUACAUGAAGUACAGAGUGAAAGUUGUGGCUCUUGUCAGAGAACAGAUGACAGGUGUUAUUUCAUUGAAAAGUAGCCCAACUAAUGAUAUUGAAACUCUAGAGGGCGGUGAGUGAAUUCUUUGAUCUUUUAACCAUGAUUAUUUAUAAUGUUGAGACUGCAACAUUUGAAUAACCCCCCCAAAAAAAAUUGCUAUAUGCGGGUAGAUAUAAUGAAAAACCUAUACAUAGACUCUGCACCUCCUCGUUGCGUUAUAUCCGUUUCUUUAUGCAUUACGUCACUAACUUUGCAAAGGUAAUGAUUGGCAAGAACGGGCGUUUUCAUGGGCCACGUUCGUGAGAAGAUGAGUUUUGUGUCGUGAAACAGUCUUCCAUGAAGAUUUGUGAAUGGAAAUGUUAAAUGAGUUUGCGAGCUAGCUAGCGUUUCAUUUCGAUGGCACAAAGUUCAUGAUAAAGACGGAUUGAGUCACGCUUUUUUUUUUCUCGAUGAUAUACCCAGCUCUGAAUACGAGUGUAAAAACAUAAGCAUGGUAGACAUGCUGAGCCUUCAAGAGUUACUUUUUAAAAUAGGUAAGUUGGGAUGAGACACCUAGACAAAAAAGCGAUUCCACUUAAUAAUAAUCUAAGAAAGGAGGAACUCAGGAAAAAUUGAUUGUCUGUUCACUAGCCCACUAAAGCAAAAGUGAAAGAGGCAAAAUUUAGGAACAACAUGUUUGCUGCAUCGUGUAGUCUGAUCGUUCUAAUCUUCCCGAUGAGAGUAGUCCGAAAAAGGCGCAUGACGAUAGCGGUGAUUGACGUCCACGUAACCCCUAGUUACUUACUGUUGCAGUGAAUGAGAUGACGCCCACAAUUUAGGGACCACUGAGUUACUAAGACUCCACCAUUUUGGAAAAUAACUAAUUGCGAGAUAACAUUACAUUUCAGUAACGUAGCUUCCAAGUAUUUUAAAAAAUUUCUACGCUUGUGCAAAUAGGUGUGUUUCGCUUGGAUAAUCUGUUGUCUUAGUACUUCCAUACACAAACAUAACAAAUGUAGACAUGCAUGCUUAGAUUCGAAAAACACAGCACCUGCAGUUAAGAUGUGGUCGAUAAAAAAGCAAAAGAAAAAAGCGGUAAUCAAAUACGUAACAAACACAAGCGAUUCUGUGGAAAUAAUUCCCAUUUUCUCCUGUGAUGGGGUUUUUUUUAAGCUGCCGACAAACUGCACACGAUGCCGCAUAUGAUCCUUGCGAGAAAGUCAAAUGAUUUUCCAGAUAUUCUUAGUUUUGAUCCGGGAACUUUGUUGCGAUAUGGAUACAUUAAAUCAAUUAAUUGGAUAAUGAAAUAAGCUAUAUCUUUCUGUUCCUCGUUAAUUUUUAUAAAUAUAUUGAAUUGUUGUAUUACCGCCUGUCUAAGAAACGACUUGUAUUUUUGCAGUACCCUUGCGUGAGCCUUCGUACAAAAGCGCCUUCGCUUUGGAUCAUCAGAGUAUUUUUGUGAGUUGGUAUGCCCUGCCACAAGAAGAUACGGGUGGCAUUCUACGAGGAUACAGAGUGUUUUACCGUGAGAACAAGAACUACCUUUAUAAAAAUGUUACUGUGGGGCCAGAACAGCUGCAGGUUUUGCUAACUGAUUUAAAGCCUGGCACAGAAUAUGAAAUUUACAACAGAGCGUUUACAUCUGUAGGAGAAGGUCCAAAGAAUUGGAUUUGGAUCAGAACACGUAUGUUUUUUAGUGUCAUUAUUUCUUAUUGGUUAUUUUAAAACAUAAACUUGAUCACGAGUUAGAAAAUUUGGUUUCUCGUUGCUAACAUUAGUUUUCAAAUGAUCACACCAGAUGGGAAUCUCGUCGACACGCCUAUAGUCACAUAUUCAUUUAAUAUAAUUUUUUGUUGUAUUAUUAUUUGCAAAUUGUUCUGACACGACAGUUGAGUGAAUUGAGUAUUUUUUAGAAUAAUAUUUUGACUGUUUUAUUCACUUUCACUUUGUUAGAAUGGAUCAGUUGUUGUUUAUUUACUGUAUUUUCAUUCGACGCGCUUUACUCGACUAAGUAAUACGACAAACAAAUCAAAUCCGAAUGAUACGAUAAAGUUUACUAGGAUUUCAUUAUUAAUCUUAAUAAUGUUUUGAUUUAUCUAAUACAUCAAAGAAUGUAGAGCACUCAUUUCUGGUCACUUUGGCGAGAUUACUAGUCCUGGGUUUCCUUAUUACGUCGACUGGAGUGAUUGCACUUGGAACUAUAUUGCUCCUGACAACAAUUCAGUAGUCCUGCUGACAUUUGAACAUUUCAACCUACCGUUAACGUGGAACUGCAGGUAAAACAAUUACGUAAGCCAGGACAACGAAGGUUUCUCUUCUUGAUAACCUUUACUCUUUUUAGCGUUGAGUUAGUGACGUGUCACUUUCUCUAAAUAAAGUUACUGGGGUCGGCGAUGUACCACUAGAAAAAAAAAACCUGGUGAAGGUAAUGCAUUGGUAGAUUUGAGUGGCUAAAUGUGAGGCGUUUGUUGAUUCCAUGGAACGUCAAAGUGCCGAUUUGAAAGAUAAAGUCGCGACUUUGGGAUGCCCUAGUGGAGAAGAAAAUCAAAGACAAUAGUUCCAACAAUAUCAUGUAAGGGGAAACCGCCCUCAUUAAAAUCAACUUCGUAAAAUUACCAUAGACCAUGAACAAUGCAAACAUAUCAUAAAAGUAGAAGAUAAGUGAUUGCACUACGAAUUAUGCAAUGGCUCAGUAAAUUACUGAGAGCUAGUUAUUUUACUUUUAUUCAUGGUUUCGUAACAUCUCAGGUAAAAUUAAUGUGUUAAAAUUCUCGUUGCAUCCUAUGUUCUUUAGUAAAAUUCCUGACAGCCAGUUUUUUUUUUUAAUCUGAAUUUAGUUGAAAUGGCAGAAAGUCUUAUUUACAUUUCAUUAGCGAAUUUUCUAGAACUCUCGAUGGGAUAACUGAGACACGUGAAAUUUACGUGUUAUUAUUUUUCGGUAACCUAGACUCGUGUAUAAUCAUUCAAGGCUAUAUUUAUCUUAAUAUCAGGGGGGAGUGGAACCCAGCAGAAUGAAAAGUUACCUUCAGUGCCGUUUGAUAGUUUGAAGAGUCUUAAAAAAUUGGGUUUACACUUAGCUGAAAAGCCAUCUUUCAUCUCGUUAUGGAAUUUAAAAAACUCAAGGUAAACCUAUGUGUUUUGUGCAACGUGCAACGCACUUUAAUAAGAAAAGAUAAUUCUCCAUGUAAACUAAAUAUGUUCCUAAACGAGGUAGCUCUGAAGUUGACGUAGAAAUAUGACAACUUCCAAGCUUCUAGGUCUCGUGUGCUUACGUGUAUACAGCUGUUUCGAAUGAGGUUCGGAAAAAAGGACACAAGUACAAGCUCCAAUCUUCAGAGAAAAUCUGGGUAUCUGGUAAACAAUGAAUUUUAAGUAAACUAAAUCAAUUCAUCAAACCCGCGAUGCCUCGUCCUUACAGUGACACUUUCUCAGGUUUCCCUCAAAUCUUGAGGUAAAGGAACCAUGACCUGAAAACAACCCACAAUACCUUUCAGAGUUUUCGCGUGCACUCUUGUGCCUUUUUUUCUGACAACCUCUCUCAAAACAGCUCUAUACGAGUUGAAAGCAUAAAGGAAUCUUUUUCAAUAGGCUUUUUUACCUGGAGAUCAAUAAAGGUCAGGAAGUCGAAAAAGUAUGUGGCAGAAGGAUAGGAUUAACAGUUUUUUGGGAAGGUCCUUCCUUACACCUGCGUUACUAUUCGAGUCGCCGGACGUCUUUAGCAACAGGAUUUAAGGUCCAAUAUCACAUACUCAACAAGUCAUUCACCGAAGGUCAGUUUAACUUUAUAACUAAAUGUUUAAGGGAGACCAUCUAGUAACAUAAGAUUGUUAGAGAAACAUCCCACGAUACCUUUUGUUUAAUUCUAUCUUGAGUAAAGAGUCAGCCUGAUAUCACUCGAAUUUUUUUGUUUUGACCCGUAUAUAGCCCCUCGCAUACAAGGUUGGAAUAUAACUGCUGAGAGCGUAUCCUCGACAACAGUGUUGGUGAAAUGGCCAAAUGACACCUUUUCUCUUUCGAUGAAUGAUUUUUACGGCUUCGUCGCCGCUUGCAGAGCUACUGAAAUCAAAGAGACCUUACGUUUAGCUGCAGCAAAUUCUUCGUCCAUUAGUACUUUGGUUCAAAGGCUUGUGCCGUACACAGAAUACAGGGUUCAAAUGAUUGCCUUGUCCAAAGGUAAAAGAAAUGGAUCGAUUUCAAUGAGAAGCAGCAGUGUUGUGGUACUCAGGACAAAUGAAGAUGGUGAGGAAUGAUUAAUUUUUAACAAUGAAAGAACGUGGGUGUGCACGAAGCAGCAGACACUCGCGCUUAAAGUCGACCUUUUUCCAAAAAACAACGCUUAGGCAACACGAGUCGACAGUUGGUAAAAGUCAAGGAUAUCUAUGUCGUAUUUCUUGAUAAAGGAGAAAAUUUGCUCUGUGUGUCAUUUGAUCCUAUUAUCCUACGGUCUCGCCAUUGAGAGGUAUAUAAGGAAAUGUACUUAUCACCGAGUUUUGAGUUUCAUAAGAGUUUCUUGUCCUUUCGAAAACUAUCUAAAACGCACUUUGAAAACAACUCAGCGGUCCGUCCUCAGUUAUUAACCUUGCUGUUUGCAUUAAGCUUCCGUUCAGUUUUAAUACAAUUGAUACACUUCGAAUUCAGCCAUGCUCUGAGUUGUUCAGAAGGAUUUCUCUUUUAAAUUUUAACCUUGAAUCUUGUUGUGCUUCAAGUUUUGAUUCAAAGUAACGAUCUCCAAAUUUGUAAUUCUUUUCGUUACAAAGGAUUCUAUUUUAUUUUACCUUAAUAGUUUAAUUUAUUUUCUUAUAAUGUUUGUUUGUUAUAUUCGUAGUUCCUUCAAAGCCGCCAAGUAAUGUCUCGGGACACGGCACAAAUUCUACAACUAUUCGAGUUACGUGGUCUCUCAUAAAUAAAGAUGAUAUCCGAGGAGAGCUUCAAGGUCACCUGGUUCGGUAUAAAGAGGCUUGGACACAAGAGAGCUAUUACAAUAUGUCAGUUGGGCCUCUAGUUUCGUCUGUAACCUUAAAAGGCCUGAAAGUUUUGACACUAUACAGAAUCUACCUUGCCGGGUUUACGAGAGCUGGUGUUGGAGUUCAAAGUCGGCCACUUUUUGCCAAAACUGGUACGUGAAGAAAGAUUUUGGAUAUAAAAAUACUUUGAUUCGCUUGAGAACACUGUUUGCUAGUUGCAUGUACAUCAAAUUGUCCAAAAAAGCCUUUCCCCCAGUAAAUCGUUCACGUCAUUUACUUUCUCUUUUUUUAACCCUCUCACUCAUUCCAUUGAAUUAAUCAUUGGCAAAAUGUCAUUCAUCACUUUUUAACUUUAUUUUUUCGAUAUUUUCCAGGUUGUCUGUCUAUUUUAGCCAGCGAUGUCAGAGAAUUUGCCAGUCCUAACUAUCCCAGUAAUUAUCCAAGUAAUGCCAACUGUACUUGGGUAAUAGGUGAAGGAAUGGAGUUAAGAGAAACAAAGGUCAUACUUUUCUUCGACUAUUUGCACACAGAAGGUGUUGGUACUCCCUGCAGGUAUUUUUGAAUUUGAAAGAUUGCAUAAUGAUAACAACUUACUACAGCUGCAGAAGUUUUUUCGAGUAAAGAGCAAAUAGUCUGGGGAUAGAAUGACUCUGAUUUGCGGUCGCGACAACGAGUUGUCAUUUUUUUGGCAAAUCGCGUGAAAAUGGGACGCCGCUGGUAAUCAAUUUUCAUAAUCAAUAAUAAAGCUUUGCGCUCCAUUGCAUUGUGAGGCAUUCGGCAAGGUUGUGUAAAGCUUAAGGAAAAAGCACGUUAGUCGUGGUUAUCUGCUACAAAGUUGUCACAUUUCCUAUGGAAAUUAAAAAGAAUUCUUGCUGUAAGAAAUGCGAUCUUUCGACUUUAGUCCAGAAUCUGGAAACAAAAGACUACGUUAUCGCGUUCCAGUCUCCUCCUGAAACCUUGCGAAGUCAUGUUCUCGACUUGGAGACUAUGUCAGGUUAGAUUUUACAAUUUAGGUCCCCGUUGUGACUUAUGACAUCUUUUGCUUACGAUGUCCAGGAUUUGAAAUUUCAAGUUCUAAAGAACAAUCGCGAGUACUCGGCUAUCUUGUUUACUUUGAUUGCCCUGUUUGGUUGUAAUGUUCUCUAUUCUUGUUGAAAAUAUUUGCAGCUCGGAUUAUGUUCAAGUGAGGGGCAAAUCUGAGAGUAUAGAUUGGAAAUUUUGUGGAAAGCAUCAACCUUUUGCUGUCACCUUCACUGAAAGUUCUUUUACAGUGCGUCUGUAUUCAGAUAAUGGAAUAGAGGAAAAGGGUUUCUACGCUCGAUAUCUUUUGGUGAAGCAGGAAAUAGAUCUUGGUAAGGAUAAGAGGUGCAAUCGCUUCCAAAAUCCCACAUAGAUAAACAUAUUGUUUUGCGGACUAAGAAAUGCUUGCAGCACAAACAAAAUUUUAAGAGUUCGCUUGACAUUAUUUUUCCAUAUCUAAAGUUCACAUACAUUAUGGAUGACAACAAUUAUUGGCACGCGUCCCGAAACACGGGAAAAUAUCUCAAAGUCUUCAGCAGCAUAGCGAGCUCAGCGCUGUCACAUGGCAAGGUGAUUGAAGGUGACAGAUAAUUCGUCACCCCCACCUCAGUUUGAAAUCUUGCUGUACGUAUUAUAAAACUCUCUCUUGUUUCCGGUAUCCAACUAAAUGAUACCUAACUGCAUUUCUCAGUUUUCUAGAUGGCAACCAUAGCCUUGAGUUACAUAGGUCAGUGGGCUGGGCAUGAGUUGAUGAUUAUUCCUUCACGCUUCAGAUAUAGCGACGAAAGAGGAGAAUACUAUUUCAGCAUCAGCUGUAUUAGAGUGGAAAAAGACGCAAAAUGUGGGUGAAUUGAAGGGUUACAUUGUAAUGUACAAGUCGUCUCAGUUUUCGACGUAUUGGAAUGUUAUACGGACGAAUGAUACUCAAGUAUCGCUCAAAAACAUUCAGCCAAGAACAGAAUAUACCGUCAGAGUGCUACUCUUGUCAGAAGUCACCUACAUGAGUCAAACGUUCACCCUAGAAACUGGCGUAGGUAAGUUUCCACUAGAUGUGAACAGUUCAGGAGAUCUUGAUCAAGAUCUGACUUUAAUCUGCCCGACUGCUAUCCGCGAAAACAUUAGUUGACAUAUUGCGAUGUUAGAGAUAAAAAUUCAACGACUUGUUCGCGGAUUGCCGCCAACUCGAUACCAUUUGCAAACUCAAAUAAUAACAUUCAUGAUCGUGAUUGUUGUAACACAGAAAAAUUUUAAAAGCCUUCAUUUCUUUCUGUUGCAACAAAAUUACUGAAAAGAGAAAACAGUCACUGGUAAAGAAAAGUAGAAAAACGAAGAAAACAGGGUUAGCGAGGUUAUAACUUGAUUCAAAGUAAAUUAGUGAGGAUUUAUUGAAGCCCUUGAUUCACCCAUAAGAGGCUUUAGAAUUUUAUUUCGUCCACGUUUUAUUAAGAGUUUGAUCUUCACCCCGGACAGUCUCAAAAUGAAUGUGUUAUUGACCAGGCCUGAAGUCGAGAUGGUUGGAUAUUGGCCGUGAACCGAGACGAAGUUGAGGUUCAUAAAGAACGAGAUGUGCCCAUCUCGCUCGCUCGGGUAGCCAACCAGAACACAUGAUCUGCUUCAUAUCGCUCACGGGUACUGCCAGCGAUGUAAUAGUUAUGUAUAUAGGCGAAACUGCGAUGAAAAUGUGAGAUAUUUAUGUAUAAACUCAAUUGCUCGGAGUAAGGAAGCAAUGUCUUACGCUACCAGGAAAAACGACGCACAAUGUAAUGUUAUUUAAAAUUGCAUUCAUACUCACAUGGCUCAUUUUCACUUCUUGAUUCAGUGAAAACGACGGGGGAGCCGGCAAAUACACCGAGUCCGACAACGGAAGGUAAAAUGCUAUUAAAAUUGGUUAAAGUUGGUUGCUUUCACAGCUAAGAAAUUAUUAUUCAUUACAAUAAGGUUGAUUAAUGUUUCUUUUUCCUUUGAAGUAAAACUAUAACAAUAGGUUAAGCUACCUGACAGCAUUAACCUGGCAUAUAAACUCCGCCACGCUCCUUUAUAUCGUGACGAUGGCGGUUUGCUUCCUGACGCCUAUUUACACCUCGUCAGAAAAAAGACUAAUUAGUGACCAUAUAAAAGGACCUCUUGUUGCAGCGUUUAGAUCACCCCUGAUGAAGGCACUAGACAGGAGAGUCGAAACGUUGGGUCUAUGAAUUGUAACUUCUUCGGUUACAUUCAUUAAAUCUGUAAACCAGAGUAGCAUCAAACCAUGUCUGAUUGUCCACCUGGUUGCCGUGUGAACUUUCAUAUAUUUUAUUUGCGAGAAGAGUAUGGUCAAACUGUUGUUACAAGGGUCAACCGGCUCGCGAACAUCAGAGUCCGCAUUGCUAAGUAUCGCUGUCAUUUGUAUUUCAAUCACCGUUGUAAAGAAAACUAUGUGCUUCCAUCGAGCUUGAGAUUUCGGCCUCAUUUACGGAGUGCCAAAGGAUACAAGCUCAUCUUCCGUUCUGGUUUUUCUUUUCUUAAGCUACGAAUAGAUGAAUGUCACAGUGCCACACUGCGUUUGCGUGCGUUAUUCUCUCGUUCACUCUGUGAACUCUCUGCUUUGAUUAACAACUCCGAAACUUCCUGGGUCGAAGAGUUCUGCAGUUCUCGAUGAAAGGGAACCAGCGACUGGUAUUGCUGUUAUUCCUUACAUUCAGGGUGUUACGGAACUCAUCAAGAGAAUUUUGAAUAGCCACAACGUUAAAGUUGCUCAAAAACCUUUUCAGACUUUGGGGCAUAUUUUCGCCAAACCUAAGGAUCCUGUCACGAAAGAACAACGAACCGACGCCAUUUAUUCUAUUCCUUAGCUUGCAAUGACUGUGACAACGAAUACAUCGGACAGACCAAACGUCAGUUUGGUACACGUUUAAAAGAGCAUCAAAAAGCGGUUUUCUUUUGCAAAAAGGAAAAUUCUGCUUUAUCGGGGCACACAUGCCUAACUAACCUUACAAUUGGGUGGGAUAAUUCUAAAAUUAUCACCACUAAUCGGCGAUACCACCAGCGCCUUUGUUUGGAGGCUUGGCAUAUAAAUUCCGACCAGGCUCCUUUAAAUCUUGACGAUGGCGGUUUGCUUCCUGACGCCUAUUUACACCUCGUCAGAAAAAAGACCGCUAAUUAGUGACCAUAUAAAAGGACCGUCGAAACGUUGGGUCUAUAAAUUGUAACUUCUUUGGUUACAUUCAUUAAAUCUGUAAACCAGAGUAGCAUCAAACCAUGUCUGAUUAACCUGAGUUGCUCUUAACUUUGAGGCUGAUAGGGUGAUCUUUCUUCAAACAAUUAGAUUAUUUUCGCAACUACCUCGCGAUAGCAUUCUUGAGAUCAUAAUCUAAUUGUUUAGUGGAUAAAAAGUAAUGUAGCCGUCACAUUUUAGAGUACAUCUUGUGAAAGAACACUGUUCAAUCUUUGAAAAAUUCAUAGUUUUCGAUAAUUUUGAUGUAAAAAUGGUGCUUUUCGAAACGUUGUAUUUGAAUUGCCUCAUUGCAUUACUUAUAUUAGGACCGAUGCAGCUCAUGUAUCCCUACGGUUCUUCCGCUGGUGAUUCGGAAAUUCCAAACACGUAUGAGUACUCGUGGCAAUGUUUCAAGGUCGAUAUUCCGGACGAUGGAAUGCAAUUCUUCGGCAAACGUCAUUACAAAGUCCACGUACGUAUAUAUCUUCUUGCAUUCGAUUUCAAUUAAAUAGUCUGACAAUCGCCUGACAAUCGUAACAUGACUGUGGAUUGUAAUGUCGGUUGCCUUGUUACCAUUUUUCUUGAAGAUGCGAAGGUAUCCUUUCUAACCUUUUCCUUUGAGUUUUUUUCUCGACUCGAUUAAUCUAUUACCUUGUAACCAAUUCAAAGCAUUCAAGGCGUAUUUGCCGAUGAAAACUAAUAAUCGUAUACCUAAUCUAUCAGGUCUUUCCCACGCUUUCUUGGACAGUCAUUCUUUUCUAAGCUUAAAAGGGUGUGUUGUAGUAACAUAAUGCAAUUAACUUGUAAAUUAUCUCCCAAAGUAAUUCUCACUGGAAUCAAUGCCCAUAAGAAAAAAGCCGAGUUUUGUCAAUUAAUUUAAAAUUAACCCAACCCUACUCUCUCUUUAAGAUCUGUCGCAACGGAUUGCUGCUGUUUGAUUCACAAUGGCUUCCCUGGUGGCCUUACAAUUUCGGGGAACGUUGGUGGCUCAAGAAAAAGGCAAUGUUGGCGCCGUAUUGGGGUUUGACGGAUAUAGACGAUUCUUUUGUGAUUCAGGGCUUUUCUAAAGUUUAUUAUCACGUGUAUUCAGAUUCCGACCCAAGCUCUGCGCCUUUGUUGAAGAGGGCCUCUUCGGACACAAAGAGGCUGUUGUCGACUCCUUUGCCGACCGCUUUCAAGGCAUCAUGGGUGCUAGUGGUAACGUGGAAAAAUUUACGUCCGUAUCAGUACCCUGCGAAUAUGGCAAACCAGGUAAAAGUAUAGCUAAUUUUACGAAUGGACAAGAUGUUCCACGGGUCUUAACACAGCAACGCUAAGAUUGUACUGAGGCAAGAGCGGUACCUUCUCUUUUAAAGGAAGAAUACGUGUUGCGAAAUCAAGUCUGAAAAUUGCGCCUAACACUUUUAACGAGAAUCGAAAACAAAGAAGUUUCACAAAAAUGCAAAUUAGUGUGAUCUCCCGAUGUGAAGAGAUCUCCUCGAAAAGAUCUAGAUCUUUGCUCAGAAGCCUUGUCACUAUGUUCGGGGGUAUUAAUCUUAUGCUGAUGGAGGAAGAAACUAUACACUCGCUAAUAAGUUUCUUUAAGAAAUGCAUUUUUCUAAUACUUUAAAACCCUGAAGAUAUUAUAUUUAACACGGCACCACGUAAUUUACUCACUUUAUAUAAUAAACAGCAAAAUGUUGUUAAUUAUGAAGUCAUCUGGGCAUUUGUCCUCCAAUACAUCAUAAGUAUUAAUCAAUCAAAAUUCGUGUAUGGUUCAGUUUAUCAUAUAAAUUCUUGUUUAUUACUUAUCAUAUUGAAUCCAUAGGGAAAUACGUUUCAGUUGGUUUUGAUCACAGAUGGAGUGUACUCCUUCACGAUGUACAAUUAUCCAAGCAAUGGCCUGCAGUGGUCCGCUCCAACCCAGAGGUUUGCUCAGUGUAAAGGUCUUCGUAGUUCAGAGUUUCUUGAAAAAUGCUGUCCAUGGAAGAAUAAGCUUCUCUAUUUGUCUAUAUCAAAAAUAUCAAACAAAGAGUUUCGCACGUAUGGAGUCCGUCUGAAUAUAAUUCUAUAAAAAUAUUUUCUCACGUUACAAUUUUUUAUCAGCUAUUGUUGUUUUUUUAGUAUUUGACACAAUUCGUCAGUACAAAACCACUUCCAAAUGAUCAAUUAAAGUGUAAUAUUCCAAUAAACUGGCAUCAUCCAUUCCAUUCAUACUGCUUGAAUUGCAUUAAAACAAUACAGUUACUUUUACAAUUCUCCAUCAGCAAACUGCAUGAAAAAAUGACCUCGCGACCAAUAUGUGGAACGAGAAUACGCUACCUUGCAGUAGACAAAGCACAAAAUCAGUUAUACUUAGGACUUUUUUUGUAACAUGAUCUAAGGGAAUGCAAUUACCCUAUUUAUGGUACUAAAACUGGGAUUCCCCCCGAAACUUGAGACGUCAAGUUAAUACCAAAGGAUCUCCUCGAAAUUAGAAGUUGUUUUGAUGAGCAAGACACUAUUUACUGUCUAAGAAGCUUAAUGGACUAUUGCUUGAUGCAGCAACUGACUCACAAUCUGAAGUUAGAACUCUGUUCAUCUCUCAACACAAGAGUUAGUGCAUGAAUUAUACAAGCGAAUUCCAAAGGUUUAAAAUAUGUCACUCAGUUAGCAACCUCAUCGCGGUUCUAUGGCUGCCUUUACCUAGCUGUGCAAUUUUGAAAGAGUUGUUUUCAGAUUUUUUUUUUCGUCUCCAGAUGAAAGUAAUAAUUGUAUUUCUGUUGCAGAAUGUACUAUCGAUAUUAUUCCAACUCAUAUGGGUUGCCUGUGGUUGGUUGGAAUGCUGGAGACAAGGGAGAAAGGAAAUAUAACAUGCCACGGUAGGUUGUGUUGUUAAGGAAAUAGCUUUAUCUUUUAAUUGGGUGGUAGAAAAUCUGAUCGAUGAGGAAGUUUCCCGUUUGUCUCUUUCCUAGAUCGGGUACUGUCAACAUAGAAACAAUCGACGGAAUAAGAGGUAACGCUGACAUGGUUGGGAAGUGGUUUUUCAGACUAGAAGAAUCCCUCGGGAAACUUAACGCAAGACAGGAGUGCAUUGACUGGUUCAAAGCUCAACCAGAUCCUCGAUUCUACACUGAAUACAUCGAACCUUGUCCUUGUGUCCUGCGACAAGCAUGGUGGGACGAAAGGUUCACAGUGAACUGGAGAGACUGGCAAAGAAUGUGUGGCUACGCUCAGUUCCCCUCACCACAUGGGUGGGGCCAGGAAUGUUGUUACUCUACUAACGGGCAAAGCUGGGGUGCACUGCUUGUGGGAAAUCCUGGUGGAGGUUCAGCACAUAGAUACCACAAGUUAACUGAGGAAUUGAGAGUUAAACACGACUCGAGCGAUGUACAAGGCUAUCAAAAGUGCUGCGUCAACUCAGACUUGUGUGACUUGUAUUACAAGAGACGCCCUUCCGAUGAUUGCGGAAAUUAUGUAGUACCAGAAUGGAGUAAGGAUUUUAUCUAAAACAUUAUUAUGCACACACAUAAUUUUUGCUCUCGGUAGAAUCUUAUCAUCAAGGCAUUCUGCUUGCCUUCCAGUUGUUUGCAUCAAGAUAUCAUUAAUUUCAUGAAUAUGUCUCAAAUAAUUUUUUCUACUUUUAGGUUGGCUCUGGGGUGACCCUCAUUUUGUCACUCUUGAUGGCAAAAACUACACCUUUAAUGGUCUUGGUGAAUACAUAAUGACCGAUGCUCGUGACGGAUUUUUCCAGUUACAAGCUCGGACGAAACUGGCAAAAGGGGACGGAACAGCGACAGUGUUUUCUGCUGCAGCUGCGAAGGAAGGCAAUUCUAGUGUUGUCCAGAUUGAGUUGAACGAUGCAGGUCAGUAACUAAACAAAAUGCAAUGGUUAGAAUGGAUUACUAAAUCUUCUGCCAUCUGAAGGUUUCCUCAAUUUUAUCGUAACUUUUUAUUGUCCGAUCUUGAUCUUUUCUACGUACUUAAACAACCAAAUUCUUGGAAAUAAGUGAAAAGAGAUUUUUCUGUUGGUGCGUGUUCUCGUCAAAUGAUCUUAUCGACUAAUUCUAUCCACAGAAAUAAGCGUGCUGAUUGAUGGAGAGUCCUUUAACUACACUAGCCUUUCAAACGAAUCUGUUACACUCAAGGGCUCUGUUGCUGUUGCCAAACCUGACAACAACUCCUUUGUAAUGGUUUUUCCGUCGGGGAUAUCAGUCACAGCGAAAGCUGUUUCGGGAGCACUUUCAAUUGUACUUGCUGCACCAAAGAGCUUCAAAAAUCAAACAAAGGGCCUGUUAGGAAGAUGGAAUGAUGAUCCUGAAGACGACUUUUUGACGCCUAAUGGAACCAUCUUGCCUUCAAACGCGAACAGCAAGGACAUUCAUUACAAUUUUGGUCUCCUUUGUGAGUAAAGUUUUCUUUCUUAUAAGGUCUAAUUGAUUUGAUAAUGCUAUUGUGGUAACUUUAUUUAGGAAGCACAGCUGAUGCAUUAAUAAGAGCGCUCACCUCCCACCUAGUCGACCUUGCUUUGACAAUUUUUCUCCAGGUCUUCCAGUUUUCCUCCCUCCACAAAAAACCAAAAUUCCAACCUUAGAUCGACCUAAAAACAGUGGAGAAGAAGAGCCGCCUUGUGGAAUUUUCAUCGCUAAAUUUCCCCUCAUCUAUUAUUUUUAUUAGUUUUAGCUGUAAAGUGACUAUUGUAUUUGACGUUAGCAUUGUUUGUUUUUUUUUUUGUUAAAAAAAAACUAUAUAUCUUAAUUGCUCGCCCACAUCUUUUUAAGUAGGUUUUAUUUACCUAUAUAUGUCAUUCAAAGUUUUUGAAAGUGUGCGCUUUGCUGCGAAGGGUCAGUGCCCUUUUAACUUAGUCGGUGAAGCAGAGGCAAAUUCAAUAUUUUGGAAAAAUAAAUUUUUCGCGCUUCUCAUAGAAGCUAACGUACUUCCAAUCGACUGCCUAGGACGGCAGAUUUAAACUACCGUAGUUAUGUAGCUAUAGGACGCCCUCGGCUAAAAGAUGCACCCCAACUUGAAAAAGUGCAGUCUUUGAUUAUUCACGGAACUGGAGCUAGUAGUGUUCGUUAUACCGUAAUUGAUAGCCGUCGAGGAGUUUAUGGUUUCUAAUCCUUUUUGUAAUCCUUAGAUUGACAAAGAAUUAUUUGAUUACAUUGAAGCUUUUCCCCAUUUUCCUCUUUAAUAGGGCAGGUAGACAACAGAUCCACACUUUUUACAUACAAACCAGGAGAAAGCCUGAAAACUUUCGAAAAUGAAUCUUUUGUCCCUAUGUUUCUGGAAGACCUCUCCUUCCCAAAUGACACAUUGCGCAAACAAGAUGAAAAAUGGGCUUUUUGA
Pocillopora meandrina is the source of this 14956-nucleotide messenger RNA. Lineage: Eukaryota; Metazoa; Cnidaria; Anthozoa; Scleractinia; Pocilloporidae. The record is from the annotation of a GenBank genome assembly.